UCUGUACCAAAAGCAGUAACUCCGAGCUACACUCAGGAAUACCAUGCGGCGCUGCAUAGGGAGUCCCUGCAGAGCUUACCUUGUCCUUCGCUCCCACGAUGUGUCCCCUGCAGCGUCCCCGACCAUCUCCUCCGGCUGAUGCCGGCAUCCGGCUUCUGUGUUUCGGUCCCUGUGAUGUCGGGACGUACGGGCGCCGCCGGCGGCAGGAAAUUUGAAAUUUUUUUAAAAAUGUCAUUUUUUUUCAAAACUAAUUUUACAUAUGCUUUGUCCUGUCCCGUCUGCAUUUUGACUGUUCUUUCU
Messenger RNA from Staurois parvus, 300 nucleotides. Lineage: Eukaryota; Metazoa; Chordata; Amphibia; Anura; Ranidae. The record is from the annotation of a GenBank genome assembly.